UGAUGCACUUGCAGCUUGUCAAGCGCACGAUCCAGUUACUGGAGCUGCCUGCUGCAAUGAAAACACCGUCGUCGGUGGGUCGAUAAACGCGGGCCCACUUUCAUCAUUUCCCCCAAACACUGACUGAGUGAAGACGCGUCACUGACGAUCGGCAUGUGGCGGAUAUUAUGGCUCCCCGCAGACUUCUUGGAAUCGGAGCGCUGGCUGCUCCUCGGCGUCCUGUAGCCGGAGCUCCACCUCUCGAGCUCCGUGCACAAAACACAGCUUACCUUUUAAUUUCAUGAAGAUCUCUGGCCUCGGUGAUGUAAUGAAUAAAUUUGAAGUCCUUGGGAUUGUGGGUGAAGGUGCUUACGGUGUUGUUCUGAAGUGUCGACAUAAGGAUACCAAUGAAAUUGUGGCCAUUAAGAAAUUCAAGGACAGUGAAGAAAAUGAGGAGGUCAAAGAAACAACCCUGCGGGAGCUCAAAAUGCUCCGCACCCUCAAGCAGGAGAACAUCGUUGAACUGAAGGAGGCCUUUCGCAGAAGAGGCAAGCUGUACCUCGUCUUUGAGUAUGUGGAGAAGAAUAUGCUGGAACUGCUUGAGGAGUUACCCACCGGUGUGCCGACGGAGAAAGUGCGCAGCUACAUCUUCCAGUUGAUUAAAGCUAUUCACUGGUGCCACAAGCACGACAUCGUACACAGAGACAUAAAGCCAGAAAAUCUUCUCAUCAGUUCCGCUGACGUCCUGAAACUCUGCGACUUUGGUUUUGCUCGUAAUCUCUCCGAGGGAACUGAUGCCAAUUACACGGAGUAUGUGGCCACUAGGUGGUACCGCUCUCCGGAGCUGCUGCUCGGGGCCCCCUACGGGAAGGCGGUGGACAUGUGGUCAGUGGGCUGCAUCUUAGGAGAGCUGAGUGAUGGACAGCCUCUGUUCCCAGGAGAGAGUGAGCUGGACCAGCUCUUCACCAUCCAGAAAGUGUUGGGACCACUGCCCCCGGAGCAGAUGAAGCUCUUCUACAACAACCCCCGCUUCCAUGGACUGAGGUUCCCUGCUGUGAAUCAUCCACAAACUUUGGAGCGGAGGUACCUGGGCAUCAUCGGUGUAGGCCUGCUCGAUCUGCUGAAGAACCUGCUGCUGCUCAACCCCACCGAGCGAUUCCUCACAGAGCAGUGCCUGAACCACCACACCUUCCAGACCCUGCGGCUGGUGGAGCGGGCCGGCCCACCCACCCCCACACCGGCGCGCUCCUCCAAGAGAAAGCCUCACCAUGGAGACAACAACACCCCCAGCAGGAGCCAUGGAGGGAAAAGCUCAGGAGGCCACCGCUCCAGCAGCAGAGAGUGCUCCAGCCUACCCAGACAUGAAGACGUCCACUCCAGCAAUGACGCCUUCCUCAACGGCAACAUGUCUGCAGUCAUGAACCUCAGCCCCACCCUGCAUCCCAAGAACUACCAGCCUCAGAUUUUCAACCACUCCACUGCGUGCAGCAUGGACCUGGCCAGCAGCAACCUGCCGCAUCUGCACAGCUCCAGUGAGGCCAAGAGCAAAGGCGACUUUGAGAUGAACCUGGGGUCCAAGGUGUCCGAUGGCCCUGGAGCCAAGUACCUGAAGUCCAACUUCCGCUCGCAGCAAAACAGGCACUCAUUUGUUGAAGGGAAAACCAGCACGCUUCAGUCGGGGGAGAAGCACAGUCGACACAACUACAUGGAGUCCCACAGCUCCAUGCCUUCCUCCUCCAAGUUUGCGUACCUGAACUUGUCAAAGAGCUAUGGCACGCUGAGUGAUGCCAAGUCUGUGGGGAACCUAAACGAUUUGCAUCUGUAUGCAGAUGAGCCAACAUCACGUUAUUUUCCCUCCAGCUGUCUAGACCUCACCGCUCCGAGCAGCCCAGCAUCCCGGAGAGUGGAAAGGCUGGGACUCGGCACAGGGGGUCGAGGCAGCAUGCGCUCCGACAGGGAGAGCAACACGCUGGACUCCUCCUACAGGCGCUCCUCCACCCGCCACAAGAGCUCAGAGGAGGCAAAGUCACCAGACAGCCUGGAUGCAGGGGAAGGUAGCACGGAGAGGAGCCACGCCCACUCUCUAUCCGCCCCACACGACCCGCAGGUGUACGGCCAGGGGUACACCAGCCCUUUCUCCUCCCAGCAGCGGCCGCACCGCCACUCCAUGUACGUACGGAGGGAUCACCAGAGGACACACGGGGCGGACGACGGGCUGUCGGUCGGGCAGGGCCUGGCCACCAGAGCCAGCAGCCUGCAGCUCCUGUCUCCACAGCUGCAGCACCGCACGCUGCCGCGCCACUCCGGCAGCUCGUCCAGAGAAGAAGACAUGAGCAGGAGUGAGCAGGCAUCCACUGAGGUCACCCACAGCAGACCCGCAAUAAGGGACUCCACAAGGGACAACACUGCAUCUUUUCACACACAGCGGCAAAAAAGCGAGGUUGGCUUAUAUCAUGACCAGCAGGCUGAAGAUGGGGGCUCCUCCAAGGAAAACCGCAACAUCUACAGUGAAUCCAUGCCGAGGCGGGUGGGCAGCUUCUACAGAGUCCCUUCUCCCCGGCCAGACAACGCCUUCCAUGAGAGCAGGGCUCAGAGCCGACCCUCUGCUCUGUCCGGGGACGGCAGCAGUCUGACCAAUCACACCAAACGUCAGCCUGCAUUCGACCCCUGGACCGGUCCGGAUACUGUCGUCCUGAACGCCUCUGAACCUUCCAAAGAAAAGGGGAAGCAGGGUUUCUUCAGAGCAAUAAAAAAGAAAAAGAAAAAACCUCAAAUGGCUGCUAAUGAAGGCAUGGAUUCAGCCAUCCAGAAGUCCUCCAGGUCCUCCGGACACCAAAGCAGCCGCCACAGAUCCCGGGACAAGAGCAGAGACCGGAACCAAGAUAGAGACAGGGACAAGGACUGGCCACCCGAGAAGCCAUCCGAUUCACACUCUCCGAGUCAGCCGCUGAAGUCACUGCGGAAGCUCCUGCACCUCUCUUCCUCAUCCUCCAAUCAGACUGCGUCCUCUGACAUGCGCUACCAGCCACUGACUAACUCCACUCAAGGCGGUUUCGCUGAAAACCGAGGUCACUCAGGGGUCAGCACCCCCCAGCUUAAGAGUCGACAGACAGGCUACCCUCUACCGGGACAGCUGGAGUCCGGCUGGCACUCGUCCGCACUGGGCCGCCCUGAGGGCAACCCGUACCCUGAGCAAAUGGGCAUCAAAGGAGGUCAGAACGGGCACGGCUUUGGACGCCCCUCCAGAUCCCGGAUGCCUAACCUCAACGACCUGAAAGAGACUGCUCUGUAAUCUGGACCCUCACUCCGGCAUCCUGCUUUCCUUCUGUGGCCCCCACAUCCCCUCUGUGAACCUGUGCACCUGCUGAACACACACUCACACCAAUUCCUGUCCUUCUAUUGUAAACUCGGCUCGCAAAGAGGCCCAAGGCCUUUUCUGUCCGGAUUUUUUAAAAGCUUCCAUGUUUGAUAGAGUUUCUAUGGUGUAAUUCUGAUUUUAUUUGUAUUAUAAAGUAAAUAUACGACAGAUUCAGCACAUAUAUAUAUAUAUAAAUAUGGAUAGACAAAAUGUAGAUUUAAGUGUAAGUAUUUUUUUGUUUUUAUUAAAUAUAGAAAUAUAGUACAUUUUACUGUGUAGUAUUACCUUAAGAGUACUUUAAGGCAUUUUCAACAAAUAAAGUUCAAUCCCUUGUUGCAAUAGAGACUGGUAAUGUCAGUAACGUGUGUCCAUCACACCCCUCGAUGGUAACUCUGUCCAAGCUGUCUUGCUUUUUGGGCGUCAUUCUGCUCCAAACAGUCCAAUGUGCCACACAAUCAUCAGAGCAGCCAUGUUCUGCUUCUGCUGCUUGGGCCACUGACUACUAAACAGGUAAGCCUGACCCUUUUGUCUGUUUAGAUAAGUGUCUCUUGAUGAAAUUCAGCCAUGUUACAAUGUGAGGUGGCAUAAAUUAGCAGAUUCUCUGACCCACAGUGCCGUCUGUGGGGCACAGUGAAGCAUUGCACAUAUUCUUUCCUGACAGAAACCUGUCACACAUGCAGCCAUGUGCAGAAAGCAUCUGCUACACAAAAACUGCUAAUGUACAAUAGAAAAAAAGGAUUACACUUUUAUUUUAAAGUGCUUCUCUUAGUGUCCCAGUUGUUGCACCUUAUUAAGAAAACUUCAAUAAUGUCCACGAAUGCAGAAUGUGGUGAGCAGCUUCUCCCCACUCUAACAAGCCGAACUGUCCCUCUAUUGCACACAAGCUGCUUCCAAGUGGUUCUGCUUACCUCAGUCGCUGAAAUGCACAAACGCUGCAUAAACGUUUGCCGCUGCAAAAGAAUUGGAUCCACAGAACAUUGUCGCUUCUCGCAGUCUAGCUUAGAAUGUAAUGUUUUUAUUAGAGCCAGAGGAACAUAAAAGCCAUUCUGGGUGUUCUGGUGUAAAGACUCCAGCACCUUACCUUUCCCCCUUUAUUAGACGCUCUUCUCUGUUUCCACCAACCUCUCUUUAGUUCUUGUGAGUUUAAAGCCAAAUUUAAAAAAAAGAAUCUUGUAGUGAUCGUGAUUCUUGGUUAUUAUUUUCAAAACUGAAGUCCUUUUGGACAACGUAUUGUAGUUUUUUAAAAUCACUCAUGGUAGUUUACUAAAUGCCAUAUUGUUAAAUGUCCUUUUGUUCGCUUGUCCUUCCUUCUUCAGUCGCAAAUUACGAUUUCUUUUUAGGUCUGUCUGCAGAAUGCAAAUCUUACUAAAACGUUUUCCACUCAGACUUCUGCUAACAUUUCCCUGCAAACAGUCUUAACUUUUUUUGUUUAUUCAGAUCCAAAACACUCUUUAUUUCUGACUUUAAUUGUUUUAAAUUCGUCAAUCUUAUUUUAUUUUUUUCAUUAUUCAUCAGUUAGCCUGCUUAAGUUUCCACCAAUUUAUGUUUAUGUUUAACCACUGAUUUCUGCUACAGUUUUAGCUGUUAGAUGCCUUUCUUUAAGUAGUCUCUUGCCUAAUAUUUUCACACAUUACUCAUGUUAUAUUACUAUGAUUUUGUUUUUAUGCCUUUUCUUUGGUAAUGUCUCAGCCUUUUACUUAUUUUAUUGGUUGUAUUUUCAUUCCAAUGCCGGUUUGUCUUUGUGACAUUUAGCGGGUCGGCCUGUCGGGCCUCACCGCACAUCUGUGUUUGAACUGUUUGCUUGUAAUGAACCACUUGGGAAGAGCUUAACAAAAACUCCCAGAGUGGAAAAAACUCAUUUCUCUUCUGUUAAAAAUAAAGUGCCAUCAGAGCAGCUUGGCAAAAAAAAAAGAAGAAAAAAUAAAUACUAUUUUCGUGCACUUUGAAGAGACUUGAGUCUUGGCAAUAUGUCCCUGAUUGUAAAUUCUUCUCCUCCUUUUGCUUGUGAGGUGUGUGAAACUGAGACUAAAAAACACUGAACCCAGACGUGACCAAACGUGUGUUUAUGUCCAUCGACGAGGACGCUGCAUACUCUGUACUCGCCACAGUUUGUAUUUCCGUUUGGAUUCUUGUUUCUGGAGGAGCACUGUGUAUUAUAUUAAUACUGAUGUGUGACUACUUGUUUGGUAAUAUUUAUAACAGGAAAUGUUUAAAACAAUUGUUUAAAUUGAACCAAGUAUUAGGUUUGUGCUUUUGUAAUACAGACACAAAUGAGUAGCAUAGUCCGUAUUUAUCAGCUUUUCUCCCAGCAGAGCAUUUUCAUGACAAUAUAAAACCCAUCAAUCAAUGAAUGCUUUACAGUUUAGAGUAUACUUGUUUAUUUGUGAAAGUUAAUCUCCAAUAAAACAGCCCAUUUGAUUUAAA
Molecule: messenger RNA, 5761 nt
Organism: Oryzias latipes (Japanese medaka)
Lineage: Eukaryota; Metazoa; Chordata; Actinopteri; Beloniformes; Adrianichthyidae
Product: cyclin-dependent kinase-like 5
Biological process (GO): regulation of dendrite development; protein phosphorylation; positive regulation of axon extension
Cellular component (GO): dendrite cytoplasm; nucleus
Molecular function (GO): protein kinase activity; ATP binding
Source: RefSeq, a predicted model, not a curated record